AGAAGAGAGAUUGGUGAAUCCUUAGAUUUUGGGGGCUCAUCAUUUCCAGCUUAAUUUCUAAGGUUUUCUUUUCUUUUUUUUUCCAAUCUCUUAUUUUGGGGGAAUUCGGGAACUUGUUGAUGUUGUCCAUGGAUAUUUCGAUGGGAAAAUGCGUAUUAAUGUUGAUGGUGUGUGUGAUGGCGGAAUCAGCAGCCUCCUUGCGUUUGGAUUCUUCCUCCUCCUCUAUUUGUCAGCUGGAUUCCGUACCAUUUCUUCACGAUCUCAAUUCUCAGUGCCCGUUUACCGACCCCUUCACUUCUUCACCGAUUCAGGUGAAUGGAGAAGCACUUGAUAAAGCUAUCGCCUCCAUUAGGAAGAAUGAAUAUAUGGUCGUUUUGUUUUAUGCCCCCUGGUGUCCUUUCUCAAGAAUCUUCAAGCCUAGGUUUUCUAUACUCAGUUCCAUGUAUCCUCAGAUCAAACAUGUGAUGAUCGAACAAUCUUCGGCCAUGCCUAGUGUUUUCUCUAGAUAUGGCAUUCAUAGUGUGCCGUCACUGCUGAUAGUGAAUCAGACAACACGGAUUAGGCAUCAUGGUAGCAAAGAUGUCCAGUCACUCGUGAGUUUCUACAAAAUAACCACAGGUCUAGAUCAAGUAGUAGAUAUAGCUGAAGAAACACAUCGCCAUGAGGAAGCCUUUCAGGUUUGGGAUGGAGCAUCUCUGAAAGAAACCUUGUUGAGCGAACCUUACCUCCUACUUUCCCUAGUAUUUGUUCUCUCGAGAGCAUUUCUGUAUUUCUUUCCAGAAUUUGUGUCCGAUCUGUCAGCACUAUGGGUUGCCUGCAUUCCUCAUCUGAAUCUGGGGAUUUUGGGGGAGUCGAGGCAGCUUCUUAGUCAUGCUCUCCAACUUAUUGAUGUGAGGAGAAUUUUGAGCAAGCUGAAGAUUUGUAAAACCAGGAACUUCCAUGAAAGGGCAAGAAAUGCUCGGGUCUGGGCGUCAUCCCUCGCGUCUGUAUCCUUGGGCGAGACAUCUUCUUCAUCAAGAGUAUUAACGUCGAGAGACUAGGUGAGCUCAAUCAUCUCAGACUGCCUGUGUUGUAUCCGGCUGCAAGAAGUAAGUGAUAAUCAGCAGUCUCCCCCUAACCCCCCAAAACAUGAAGGGAAAAAGAAAAAGAAAACUUCCAGAGCUUGUUUGUGUGUCUCCUCCUUUCUUUCCUUCCUUUUUUCUUCUUUUUUGCCCUUUUUUGUUUAUGCUUAAUAUAUGUAGUGGCUAUAUACCCUUUUGUAUCAUGUAAAUUUUGCGAAAAUAUAUUCCUCCAUUGUAUAUCA
Molecule: messenger RNA, 1303 nt
Organism: Salvia hispanica
Lineage: Eukaryota; Viridiplantae; Streptophyta; Magnoliopsida; Lamiales; Lamiaceae
Product: 5'-adenylylsulfate reductase-like 5
Source: RefSeq, a predicted model, not a curated record